Molecule: messenger RNA, 2856 nt
Organism: Hemicordylus capensis (graceful crag lizard)
Lineage: Eukaryota; Metazoa; Chordata; Lepidosauria; Squamata; Cordylidae
Gene: CCDC33
Product: coiled-coil domain containing 33
Exons: 24
Coding region: 269-2710 (813 amino acids)
Cellular component (GO): peroxisome
Source: RefSeq, a predicted model, not a curated record
CCAUGCAACCUUGGCCACAUAUGACCUUGACCCAUCAGUGGGGAAGCAUACCCGCUGCUCUCUCAACCAAGAAGCUGUGUUCUCCUUUGGCUGACCUCCACUAAACUAUGACGGAGCUCCUUUGAGGCUAGAAUGGAACAUAUUGUCUGCUUGAAUGGGCAGAAAGCAAGGGUGAUGGUCAGUGCUAGAGGAAGGCUUCAGUUCUGACCCGGCAGCGCCAAGAGAAGAGAGAAGGAGGGCUCCUAAAUUAGUAGCUAAGAAGCAAGAGAUGUCUAAGCAUACAUUUGAGAGUGCUGAAGAGGAAACACUUCUUCCUCUUAAUCAUGAGAAAAAAGACAGUGGUCGGCCCCGCAAACGAAAUCCAUUCAGUUUAUUUUCCUGGGGAACUAAGAAGGUGAAGGAGGAUCCCGCUGAACAAGGACAAGCUGUGCUCACUUCAGCCACCAACGACUGGCACCUGGCGAAUCCUGAUAAGGAAUCCAUCACAGUCACGCUACAUGGUGCCAGCAAUUUACCCUCUACCCGGAAGGGGCACGUUCCCAAUCCCUUUGUCAUUGUCAAAACCACCUCGGAUGAAGAGAACAAACAGCCCAGCCAAGGGGUGACCCACACAGCUGCUCAGCCAACACACACCCCUACCUGGGAUGAGAAAGUGACUGUGGAAAUCGAAUCACAUAAGUCUGGCGAAGAAGAGGUGUUCCUGAUAGUAGCUGACAAGGACACCAAGGAGAUCUUGGCAAGAUACAGUAUUCCUGUGAAGUACCUGCGUCCCUUCCAUCACUAUCACUGUGCCCUGGUAUUGCCUCGGAAGAAGGACCCGACAGGGACAAAACUGUACGCUACCAUCAUCCGGAAAGGCAGCCUCAUCCCGCGAUAUGGUGGAGUGAAUUACACAGGCCUGGAGGUUUUUCUCCAGGGGAUCAAUGAAUCUCUAGCAAAACCUGAGAGCAAUAUCUUAGCUAUUGCUCGAAUUGUGAAUAAUGUAAAUGCUUACACAAAAGAGAUGGCAUCCCGGUCACAUGAUGCUUCUCCAGCCCCGUUCACGGUUGUCAACUUCCCAGAUCCCAUAAUGGAAGAUUUUGAUGUCCCGCGAGUCACCAACCAGGGAUACCCCCAGAUUUCUGCUGCUAAUGAACAUCCCGAACAACCAGUGUGGAAUGCGUCCUACCUGUUCCAAGGCAGGGAUGGAGCCACCGCUUUUUCAGAUGAUACCGCCCUGGUAAUUGAGUACUACAGACCAAAAACGGACAUUGAAAGCCAACCCAAACCCUUAGGUUUUUCUGUGCUGCCGCUGAGUAAUCGUGUGUAUCGGAAGCUUGUGGCAGACAGCAGCAGAAACGGGAUCCGUGUCGAAAAACUUCCAAUCGAGAGGACAGACAUGAAAACCACAUCUGGAGAAGCACCGACAGUCCAGAUUGGUCUGCAGCUGAUCAAUUCAGAGAGGCCAGAUGUGUUUCUGAGUUCAUCUACCACUGAUGUCCUUCCCGUCUUGGAUCCAGAGCUGGUGGGAAAGCUUGGGAAUAUCAAAGAGCCAUGGAUAAGGUCACCUUCCAAGACGGAAAAGAAUAUCACCGUCCUUAAUGUGGCCCAUGAGCAGAAGUCCUACAUUGAACCCGGUCGCAAGAGUUGCUACCUCGACCUAUCAGAGCUGCCAAGAGACAAUUUUCCAUCCCAUGAUGCUGUGGCCAAGAUCCUGCCGGAAGAUCAGGUGCUCAGCAAACCCAUCAUCGAAGAAGUACACGACCACCAUGAUCUGGAGAUGGACAAUUACCGCACAGCCAUGAAGAAGAUGGCAGAUGAUAUCCUCUCUUUACGCCAGCAUGUUAGCAACCUGGAGGCUGAGAACAGCACUCUGCGACGUAACCUGGCCUUGCACGAGGAUGUGGGCCGGGCCCUGUUACAGGACAUGGACCUUGAUGUGAUGACCAAGGCAGAGAUAGUAGACAGGAUAAUGUCCCUGAAGCAGAAGCUCUCCACUGGGGCUCGGGAGAUGGCCAGAAUGAAGGACCGGGUUCAGAGGCUACAGAAUGAAUUGAUUCGGAAGAAUGACCGGGAGAAGGACCUAAUUAUGCUGCAACGAGCUCACCAGCAGCAGCAGGUGGUGAUGAGGAAAUACCAGGCCAAGAUAAGCAAGAUGAAAGCUCUGGAAGAUGCAGUGAGGCAACAGGAAAAGGUUAUUGAGAGGAUGGAAAGGAUGCUGGAAGACAAGAUGAAGGAUCGGUUCAAAGAUGGAGCCCCAUUCAUGAAUGGACACAGUAGCACAACAAUCCCAGGUGACCGGUGGUCCAAGGAUCUCUACGCCACUCUGAUGAUGGAGAACACCAGACUGCGGGAUGAACUGGGCAAAACCUCCUACCGCUCUGCACCCAUCAUAUUGCAGCAGCAAGCAUUACCAGAUUCGUUUUCUGCCAACAGUGAAAAGCUCUCAUUGGUUUCCAAGUUGGAGAAGGCCGAGGCACGCAUCCAUGCUUUGGAAUGGCAGCUGGAGGAAUCUGCCAGGAGAUGGGGGCGAGAGAAGCAGGACUUGAGCUCACAUCUUCUGGAAUAUGACCAUGCCUUUGGCCGUUCCCCGAGCUCCCUCAUCAUACAUGAUAUUUUGAAGGAUGACAAGGAAGGGAGAGGGGAUGAAGAUCUGAAGAAGACAAAGAAGACUAUUCCAGAGUCGCCAACACAGCUGAAGAAGUCUCAGAGCCUUCACCCUGUGCGGUAGCUCUGCAGGACCCAGUGGCAUUCCACACACUAUAUGGGGACAGAUUAUCUAUUGCAAAAUAUGCCCCAGGUUAUAGCCUUCAUCCCUGAAGGGCUGAGCCGUGGAUAGGCAUCUCUGAAAAGCUUAAUUAAAGUCUCAGCACCUGA